CCGUAUAAACAACAUGGCGUCUCCCUGUAAGGUGUCAUGCCGAGCAGAUAUCAGAGUUGAGUUCAAGCAAAGUUGACUCUUUCGGUGAUUACAGUUUGUCCGGGCGGGCUGUGCGUCUUAUUUUAUCCGCAGACACGUUGUUGGAUGAGGAACAGCUCAUGUUGGCAUCAGUGGCAGUCAGGAUGGCAGCAUCUUCCAGAGGGAAGGUCAGGUCGCUGGUCUCUCUGAGCAGGACGCUGUCCACCAACAAGCCCGGUUCCACGGCUGGAGGUUACCCUCAUCCGGCUGAAGCCCCUGCUUCUUCCCCGAACAGCGAGCCAGCCGCGGCGCCUCAGUGGAGACCCAAAAAAGACCCCAGCGGCUGCUCCGUGCUCCUCUUCCCCGGUCAGGGCAGCCAGUUUGUGGGCAUGGGCAGAGGACUUUUGAAAUACCCCAACGUUAAAGAAAUGUUCACUGUAGCCCAGAAGAUCCUGGGUUACGACCUGCUGUCUCUGUGUCUGGAGGGCCCCGAGGACGAGCUGCAGAAAACGGUUCACUGUCAGCCGGCGGUGUUUGUCACCUCCCUGGCUGCUGUGGAGAGACUCAACCAAGAAAACCCCAAAGCCAUUGAGAUGUGUGUCGCUGCUGCAGGUUUCAGUGUCGGAGAAUUUGCUGCUCUUGUCUUUUCUGGGGCGAUGAACUUUGCAGAAGCUUUGUAUGCAGUGAAGGUGCGUGCGGAGACUAUGCAGAAGGCCUCAGAACUGGUUCCCAGUGGGAUGCUGUCAGUCAUUGGUAGACCUCAGGCUCAGUAUAAUUAUGCCUGUCUGCAGGCAAAAGAGCACUGCAAGAGUCUGGGGAUGGAGAAUCCUGUGUGCUCUGUGGCCAACUACCUGUUUCCAGAUGGCAGGGUUAUUGCAGGGCACCAGCAGGCUCUGGAUUUCCUCCAGGAAAACUCUCGGCGCCUGAAGUUCAUGCGGACCAAAACUCUCCCAGUCAGUGGGGCGUUCCAUACUGAGCUGAUGGCAUCGGCUACUGAACCCCUCAGAGAGGUGCUCCGGCAGGUGGAGGUGCGACGUCCUGAGAUCAGCGUCUACUCCAACGUAGAUGGAAAACGUUACAUGAACGAGAGCCACGUGCGCAGGCAGCUGGUUAAGCAGCUGGUGUCACCCGUGAAAUGGGAGCAGACCCUGCACGAGAUCUACGAGAGGACGCAAGGACAGCAUUUCCCACACACCUACGAGGUCGGACCCGGAAGGCAGCUGGGCGCCACACUUCAGAAGUGCAACAGGAAGGCAUACCAAACGUACGCCCACGUGGAAGUCACCACAUAUGAAGACUGAUAAAGCUCCCGUGAUUGCUUCUUGUCUUUAUACAAGUGUGUAAUUAAAGAUUUUUGUAAUUUUUUUUAAAAUUUACAAUGUUGUCACAUUUUUGUCAUUAAGAAGUUUAUUUGGCGUCACAUGAAAAAGCAGUUUCAAAUCUUGAACAGAAAGUCCAGCUCCCUUCAUUGUACACUAAGCAAUGCUACAUAUCAUUUGAAAAAAUUUUGGCCUCUUAAACCAGUAAGAAACAAAUCUGGAUACAAAAGACUGCAAGCCAGCAACAGUCCAGUCAACAUGUUUUCUGACAUGAAUCAACAUGCCACUGCUACAAUAAACUGGCCAACUCCUUAGGCAAGGCUAGAUUUCCUUUAAACAAUUUACU
Molecule: messenger RNA, 1683 nt
Organism: Neolamprologus brichardi
Lineage: Eukaryota; Metazoa; Chordata; Actinopteri; Cichliformes; Cichlidae
Gene: mcat
Product: malonyl CoA:ACP acyltransferase (mitochondrial)
Molecular function (GO): transferase activity
Source: RefSeq, a predicted model, not a curated record